GAAUGCAUAUUGGUUCAGCCACUUUGGAAAGCAAUUUGACAUCUCUUAGGAAUUGAAACAAACAUUUGCCAGGAGACUCAGCCUUCUCACUCCUGGGUAUUUGUCUCAGAGAAACGAAAACUUGUGUUCGCACACACACAAAACCUGUACAUGAAUGUGUGUGGCAGCUUUAUCCAUAACUGCCCAAAACUUUUCAGAAAUAACCCAAAUGUCUUUCAGGUGGGAAAUGGAUAAACACACUGAUAAGGGACUACUUCCAGACAAUGGACUACUAUUCAGCAAUAAAAAUUGACAGAUAAGGAGCCUAAGAUUCAGAAGAGAUCACUUGCCCAGCUAAUAACUUGUACAGGUAAGUGUCCCAGUCCCCUCUUAACCAUGCCGCCACAUCACCCCCGCCCCUGACAUACACACACAAAAGGCACCUGGUGUCAGGCGGCAUCCAGCUACCUUAUCAGGACCCACCCCAGCUGACUGGCCACAGCUGGGCCUUUGCCCACGGCAGGCCCUGUGGGACUGGGAAGCUGGGUCACAUGUGGACAAGGUCCCUUUUAUAGCCCCACUACCCCUUCUGGCUCUGUCUUUUGCCACCUGACCUGACCCGCUGGCCACCACCUACACCAGCUGUGCCCACUCAUCAUGGAGAAGGUCCUUGCCCUACUGCUUCUCGCCCUCGCGGUAGCCUAUGCGGUCCCUGACCCCCGAGGACUCAUUAUCAACCUGGACGAGGGCGAGCUCUGCCUGAACAGCGCCCAGUGCAAGAGCAACUGCUGCCACCGUGAUACCGGCCUGAGCCUGGCCCGCUGCGCGCCCAAGGCCAGCGAGAACAGCGAGUGCUCCGCCUUUACGCUCUACGGGGUUUACUACAAGUGUCCCUGUGAGCGGGGUCUGACCUGUGAGGCGGACAAGAGCAUCGUGGGCUCCAUCACCAACACCAACUUUGGCUUGUGCCUGGAUAUUUGACGCUGCAGAGAGUGAGAGCGCUCACCCAGGCUGGCGCGCCACAGGAAGCUCCUCCUCCGCCACCUCUCCCUGGCUGGCCACCCCCUCCACCGGCA
This is a messenger RNA of Hippopotamus amphibius kiboko, 1055 nucleotides long. It is a transcript of the gene CLPS, whose product is annotated as colipase. NCBI's taxonomy places the organism in Eukaryota, Metazoa, Chordata, Mammalia, Artiodactyla, Hippopotamidae. The transcript has 4 exons. Gene Ontology annotation, biological process: response to food; positive regulation of catalytic activity; lipid catabolic process. The record is from RefSeq and is a predicted model, not a curated record. Gene Ontology annotation, molecular function: enzyme activator activity; lipase binding. Gene Ontology annotation, cellular component: extracellular region. The coding region runs from base 637 to 960 and encodes 107 amino acids.